AUGACCCGUGUUUGGGGCCUUCAAGCUGAUUUUGAAGCCCUAGACAUUGGGAAUGGAUUCUUUAUCAUCAAAUUUGACAUGGUUGAAGACUAUACCAGAGUCUAUACUGAUGGGCCACGGAUAGUCAUGGAUCACUAUGUAACGGUUAGUAAAUGGCAACAAGACUUUAAAUCCGAUAAGGCUGAGAAAGAUACCACAGCUCUAUGGGUGCGAUUUCCGAAUUUACCCAUAGAAUACUAUAAUGAGAAAGUCCUAUAUCACAUUGCCAAGGUCCUAGGCGUUCCAUUGAAGGUUGAUAUUAACACAACUAUGGCCUCUAAAGGAAAAUAUGCGAGAGUCUGUAUUGAAGUAGAUCUGCGAAAGCCCCUUGCUUCCCAAUUCUCUAUUAGUAAGAAUACUUAUAUUAUAGAAUAUGAACAUUUACAUUCUGUUUGUUUCUCUUGUAGCAGGGUAGGACACGUGAAGCACGUUUGCACUGAAAACCCAACGAAUGAGGCAAAUAAACAACGACAUGAUGUUGCCGGAGAAGGAAACCAAGGUAAAGAAGAUGAAGCUCAGACUGGGCUGGGUCUUACCAAGGAUACUGAAAUGGGUGAACCAAGCCAAAUUAGAUAUGGGCCAUGGAUGAAGGUUACUAAUCAAAGAAGGGCCCUAGGCCUCAAAAAGGUAACACUAUACAACAAGUAA
Messenger RNA from Camellia sinensis, 687 nucleotides. NCBI's taxonomy places the organism in Eukaryota, Viridiplantae, Streptophyta, Magnoliopsida, Ericales, Theaceae. The record is from RefSeq and is a predicted model, not a curated record.